GCUUGGAACACGGCGAAGUGCGGAGACCGUGCAUUGGUUGGUCGUUGCUAGGUGUUUUCCACCAAUAGUAAGGCGGCUUGUUGCUGCUGCUGAAAGAUGGCGGACCGGUUGACUCAACUGCAAGAUGCAGUUAAUUCGCUGGCCGACCAGUUCUGCAAUGCCAUCGGAGUCUUGCAGCAGUGCGCUCCACCAGCAUCAUUUACAAACAUUCAGACAGCCAUAAACAAAGAUCAGCCGUCUAAUCCCACAGAAGAAUAUGCACAGCUUUUUGCUGCACUGAUAGCAAGGACUGCUAAAGAUAUUGAUGUGUUAGUGGACUCGCUGCCAAGUGAAGAAUCAACAGCAGCGUUGCAGGCUGCAAGCCUACGCCAGCUGGAGGAGGAGAACCACGCAGCAGCAGCUCGACUGGAGGAGGUUGUAUUCCGAGGGGACUUGCUGCUGGAGAAGAUUCAGUGUGCAUUAGCCGACAUUGCCCAGUCACAGCUCAGCACAAGGAGCAGUGGUUACACCCAGCGUGCCCCCGAAUCUUAGCACAGGGACAGGCUCCCUGCUCAGACUGGCAAGCCAAAAUAGAACCACCGCAUUUUGUUUCAGUGUGGAAUGGUGGCAGAUGGUGCAAGAGGAAGAGAUAUGGUGAAAUAGUAAGACUGAAAUUGUUGCCUUUUUUACAAUGGACUUGUAAAAUCUUUGCAAAGACAAAUUAAUUUUGUUUACACUGUACUGCUGCUGCAAAGCAUCAAAUUUCACAUCAUGCAUUACAGUGAUUGAUAAUAAACCUGUUUAUCAGCAAGAAUCUCAAACUAUGUGGAAGUUAGCUCACAAAGUAAUUAUAGUAUAUAUUAUAUAAUAUUGUACAAUAAUAUUACACUAAUAUACUAUACUAUACUCUCCUGGCUUAGCUACUAAGCCUUACAAAACUGUUUCUGUUGACACAAGAAUGGGCAAAGGUGGGUUACCAGCAUCUUAAAACCAUUCGCUUUGGGCAGAUGGGGCUCAUUGGCUGUGGUUGGCAGCUCAUCUAGGAGAAGGAAAACUGAUCUUAAACCUCUGCUGCCUUGUGGAUGUACCCACUCAUGGGGAAGGCUUUGGGAGUAAACCCCAAGGGAAAAAUCUGAAGCUGGAGUCCCUAAGGCAAUACUACAUUGAGUUCAAUGCUGACUGGAAACUCCAGUGACACCACUGGUACAAAACUGUACCAGUCUCUGCGGUUCGUUUGGGCUCAUCAGCUGCAUGGAGAGGGGUAGCCUGCUACAUAGGCAACAGCUUGCACUUCACAUCAUACUACCUUGGCUUUGCGUAUGUAGACAGGUAGGACGCAACAUCCAUGGUCGAGCCUGACCCACAGAGGUCUCAGAAUAUUAGACUAAUAGUAUAUUAUUGGUGUCAUAACCUCCAGCUUCUGCCCAUAAUGCUUCAUUUACUGCCCCAACCUCUAAUUCCCCCUCAUCCUUGCCCCUGAACCCUAAUGUAACCCCUACAUCCUCGCACUGUCCCAAAACCCAUCCCAACAAACCUUAAAAAACAGCCCUGACCUUGACAGACAUCGCAGCUCGGAGCCAUUCAGACAGGAAGUCAUUAUUAAAUAAUUGUUAAUUAAUUAUGUCAUCUUGGAUGCCAUCAUGAAAGGAAGUCGAUGCUAAAUCUAUUGUGAGUAUUCACAUUAAAUUAAACCUGGCUGGCAGUUCUGUUUAGUUUGCGAAGAUGUGAUUUAAUUUAAGAUUCAAGAUUGUUUAAUGUCAUUUCCAGCACAGAAGUGUAAAGGAGAAUGAAAUAACUGUUCCUCUAGAUCCAAUGCAGCACCAAAAACACAAUGAGAUAAAUAACACAAUAAAUAGAAAAUGUAAGAUGGCUUAUAAUCAUUGAUUGUAUGCCCGUAAAGUGGAGCUAGGUACAGAAAUGUCUGUCCAUAAGGUGACUGUACAUUAGUUUCCCAGAUCACAGCUACAAAGCUAGCUACAUGUAGGCCAGAGAGGUUCUGUAAACAGCAGACAGAAUUAUUGGAAUAGGAAAUCUUUUGAAUUGGUGUAUUUAAUAGGCUCUUGAUUAGUAAGAGCAUCAAAGGUUACGGGGAGGAGUGUUUAAUGGCCUGUACUUGCUGAAGUUUAGAAGAAUGAGGGGAAAUUUCAUUGAAACCUACUGAAUAUCAAAAGGCCUAGAUAAAUGGGGAGAGGAUGUUUCUUAUAGGGAGGGUACAGCUUCAGAAUAGAGAGAUGUCCAUUUGGAAUGGAAAUGAGGAGGAAUUUCUUAAUCAGAAGGUGGUGAAUCUAUGGAAUUCAUUGCCACAGACAGCUGUGGAGGUCAAGUCAUUGAGUAUAUUUAAAGCAGAGAUUGAUAGAUUCUUGAAUAGUCAGGGCGUGAAGGGAUAGGGGGAGAAAGGAGAAUGGGGUUAUAGAAUAUAGAACCAUAGAAAACCUACAGCACAACACAGGCCCUUCGGCCCACAAUGCUGUGCCGAACAUGUACUUACUUUAGAAAUUACCUAGGGUUACACAUGGCCCUCUAUUUUUCUAAGCUCCAUACAAAAGUUCGGGCACACCUGGUCAAAAUUUCUGUAACUGUGAAUAACUAAGCGAGUAAAAGAU
Messenger RNA from Mobula hypostoma (lesser devil ray), 2582 nucleotides. RefSeq names its product mediator complex subunit 21 (gene med21). The transcript is spliced from 4 exons. The record is from RefSeq and is a predicted model, not a curated record. Bases 97 to 531 code for a protein of 144 amino acids. Gene Ontology annotation, molecular function: transcription coregulator activity. NCBI's taxonomy places the organism in Eukaryota, Metazoa, Chordata, Chondrichthyes, Myliobatiformes, Myliobatidae. Gene Ontology annotation, cellular component: mediator complex. Gene Ontology annotation, biological process: regulation of transcription by RNA polymerase II.